Gigantopelta aegis is the source of this 5480-nucleotide messenger RNA. RefSeq names its product choline/ethanolaminephosphotransferase 1-like. Gene Ontology annotation, cellular component: endoplasmic reticulum membrane; Golgi apparatus. The record is from RefSeq and is a predicted model, not a curated record. Gene Ontology annotation, molecular function: diacylglycerol cholinephosphotransferase activity; ethanolaminephosphotransferase activity. Gene Ontology annotation, biological process: phosphatidylethanolamine biosynthetic process. Bases 684 to 1877 code for a protein of 397 amino acids. Lineage: Eukaryota; Metazoa; Mollusca; Gastropoda; Neomphalida; Peltospiridae. The transcript has 9 exons.
GAUGUGACAUAGUUAGCCCUAUUCCGUUAUUGGGAUAGUAAACAAAAAUCGACGAUGCAAACUAUGACUGGCAAGUGUAGCCUUUUGAUUGUUAAAAAACAAAAAACACCCUUCUGAUCCGAGUUCAGCCAGACCGAGCAUAAAAACGACCGCUAGACUGGUGUAUGCGCUUCACGGUAAACCAAAAUAGCCUCGUCGAAAACCAAUCAAAUAGUUCGCGAACGUUAACGAAACGUUUGCAGGCUGAACUUGGAACUGUGCAAAUAAUAACCAUGGAGACGAGCUCGUUACAGUCCAUCGAGUGUGAAAAUCCAUCAAGCGUGCUGGUAUGAUGAGAACGGAGUCAUAUACUAGUGACCGUAUAGGCCUUGUGCAGUUGACCGUAGGCCCUAUGUGUAUUAUAACAUUGAAGAUAUUUUCGACAAUGGAAAUAUUUGAUAUACACAGAGCCUAUGCCCGAUCUCCUCCAGUACAUCUGUUGCCGUAUGCAUAACACCGGUUUAUAACAAACUAGUCAUAUGAAUAGCCUACAUCCCUUGAAUCGUCACGCUCUGUGUGCUUUUUACAGCCACUGGAGCAUGUAACUAAAUUUCUUUGCUGCUAGGUAACGAGUCGCCUACAUGCUGCUGAAUGUGCAUGUUUCAAGUUUGUAAGUCGGAUGCCAAAUAAGCGAGACACAAACAAUGAGAACCAUGACCAAACUAUUAAGCAGACACCAGCUCCAACAUCUGUCGGAGCACAAGUAUUCCGUGGAGGGCACGACGCUGCUGGAGCCGAUGUUACAGAAGUAUUGGAACUGGCUGCUAGAAUACAUACCACUAUGGUGGUCGCCCAACGCCAUCACGCUGGCCGGACUAUUCAGCAACAUCUUGUCUACGUCGGUUCUCAUGAUGUAUAGCCCCGAUGCAAAACAAGCGGUUCCUGGUUGGGCGUAUGUGAUCUGUGGUCUUGCAACAUUUAUAUAUCAAUCUCUGGACAGCAUUGAUGGAAAACAGGCUCGUCGUACCAACACAAGUUCCCCACUUGGAGAGCUUUUCGAUCAUGGUGCAGAUGCCAUAACAAACGGUAUGCUCGCCAUAGGAAUCAGCGUCUCGUUCAAGCUGGGAAACGAGCCACAUCUGUUGAUCUGUUUGCUGUGUUUCCAGCUGUUCAUCUUCUACUGUGCUCAUUGGCAGGCCUACGUGUCGGGCACAUUGCAGAUGUAUACGUUUGAUGUAAAUGAAGGCCAUUAUUAUGCUAUUGGUGUUUACUUUGUAACAUCAGUUUCAGGAGAGCAGAUCUGGGCACAAGAGGUUGGUAUGCUGGGAAUUCAACUGAAAGAUUGUAUAAUAUACACAUACAUUGUCUUUGCACUUCUACGACUUUUGAAAAAUUUUAGCGUGAUUUUUGUCAAAGGUGGCAUUGGGAAAGAUGGAUCAACUGUGGCAGGAACGAGCACCAUCUUCCCGUUGUUUCCGAUAGCCAUUGUUCUGGGUGUACAGGUCACCCUGCACGUGAUGUCCCCUAGUCAGGUGUUCCAUCAACACAGGUGUUUGUACAUGACCUGCUUCACCAUGCUGGCAACCAAGGUCACCACCAGACUGAUGCUGGCGAACUUGUCUAAGAGUGAGAUGAGUCUAGUGUGUUUCGGACUCACUGGACCCAGCGUGAUGCUUGCCAACCAGUAUUUCAACUGCAUACUUGACGAGUAUUUUACACUGUUGUGUUGCUUUUUUCUUGUGACAAUUAACUUUCUGUGGUUUUCUUACCAAAUCAGCAUGGAAAUAUGUGAACACCUUAACAUCCAUAUGUUUACCAUCUCUUCGAAGCCACCACAUAGCGUAAAAAAUGGAGUAAGAAAUGGAGUAGUUACCGGUACAAGUGUGUCAAAACAUUGACCUUGGAGCAUGAUGAUGUCAUACAACUGAAAUGCACAUCUAUGCAAUUUGAUAGAGCAUAAUUCAACCACAGAAAUCAUCUUUAUUCAUUACACGAAAGAUGGGUCAGUAAAAAAAAACCAUAUUAAAGGUAUUUAGGUAUCUUGCAACAGUGUCAGGUAGUUUUGUCUAAAAGUUAUUGUUUUUUGCUUGAAACAACAGUUUGUUACAUCUGGCCUGGUGCUUAUAAAAUUUUCAGUCUAGACUUGAGACUCUAAUAGAGUGAGACACCAAUGUCAUGACAACGCCGUACAAAUUGUAUGCGUGUACAAAUUGUAUGCGUGUGACGUCAUUAGAGAUUGAGUCUUAAAGUUUUAUAAGGACGGGCUUUGGUUAUAUGAAAUUUAUUUAAGAGCAUUUUAUAAUCACAUACACAUGUACAGAGAUGAAAAUAUUCUGCAUUUAUCUGGAAUUUAUUUUAGGAUAUUUAAUUGUCUGUACAGUAUUUCUCGGUCUUCCGCUGUCUAUCCAAACAUUUCAAUAUGGUUUUGGCUGAUGCUGAUUUGGGGGGGGGGGGGGGGGGGGUCACCAUUUUAGACCAUUGUGCAACCCGGAACCUGGGGCCUAUCUCUGGAUCCAACCACUAAUAGUUACAUUUUCUGUAUUUUGUUUUCUGUAACCAACUCUGGUCUAGAUGCUCAAGAGUUCAAAAUUUCAAAAUUUAUCAGUAGAUAAGUAAGUGCUUCCUUGACGAUUCAUUAGGAUAUAUACCAAACAACAAAAAUGUAAAUAUUUUAGUAUGUGUAUUUAAUAUAUAUAUGUAUAUAUAUAUAUUUAUUUUUUUCAUGAUAAAAUUAAUUUGGUAAAGAGAUUGUCAAAAUGGCUGUCAAAUAUUCUUAAGACAUUGAUAUAUAGUGGGCACAAAAUAUAGAAUAAUUGCAUUUGUAUUCGCAGUUCUUUUGUGGUUCUGCAUAUUGCAACAACACUCCAGUAACAUUUAAAAUUCUGGCACAUGAUCACACCAAGAUACUAACUUGAGCUUCUUUGAACACUAGGAUAACCAAAAACACACUGGUUAUAUAGAAAUAAAAAAUAUAAGCAAGAAACUGCAAGCUUUAGUCUGUUUUUAAGAGGACCACGUACCUUUAAUGAUCCAUUCAGUGAAGACUUCUGUCCCAUCUUAUCCAUUUAUCAAGUCACGGUAACAGCAUAUGUUGCGCUUUAAACAUUCAUUACAUCAAAAUCAGAAUAGGUUGUAUGUUAAUUAAUUACGUAAAACACACAACAUAUGCUACACCUUAAUCAUUCAUCACAUCAAAGAUACUUAUUAGACCUUAAUCAUUCAUCACAUCAAAGAUAGUUAUUACACCUUAAUCAUUCAUCACAUCAAAGAUGCUUAUUACACCGUAAUCAUUCAUCAUAUCCAAGACUCGAGAUAUGUUUCACCGUAGCCAUAUGCUACCUUACCUGUUAAUCAUUCAUCAAAUAAAGACACAGCAUAUGUUACACGUAAAUCAAUCAACACGUCAAAGAUGGCAUUAUAUUACACACAAAUCAGACACCGCUUGUUACAUGUUGAUCAUUCAUCACAUCGAAGACAAAAUAUUUGUAGCUCGAGCAAUGGCACCCACGCAAUUUUAAUCAUUGUUCACAUUAAUGUGUUUGUACCUUACUUUUAUAUUGUAGUAUUCAUUUAGUAUAAUAUGCAGUUUUGAGCAUUGUUUUCCUUUGUUUAUUAAACAAUAUAGUGUAUGAAUAAUCUAGACCCCAUCCUACAAAACAAUCUUAGCACUGUAUCAUAAAUACUUAAUAUUGUGACCGUAACAUUGUUCUUUGAUUGGCAGCCCAUUACGUGAUGCAGCAUACAUGUAGCUUGCUAUCGUCUUGAAUUUCAGUGACAAUUUACAGUAGAUCUGAGGUAGGAUACAAAAUCAUUUGUGUCAAGAUGGAUCUAUAGUCUGUCUCAUCAUUCUAUAUAUAUAAAUUUUUUUUUAAAUAAUUUCAAUUUAGUUUAACCUUACGUACAUACUCAUACUUUUCUUCUUACAAGAAAAUUAGAAAUGUUUUGAAAAUAACAACAACAAAAAACACACUAUUUUUGUGUCCAAUUUACAAAUCAAUCUGUUUAGAAAUAAAUAAUUUGUGGUAAAUUUCAGAGUAUGAAAAAAGGCGUUCUCUGUGGACUGUAGUCUACAUAAUAUCUUUAUUUAAAUUUGCAAUUUGAUGAAAAACAUUUUGGUCAUGUUUAGGCCAUUUAUGACCAUUAAAUGAAAAUAUUGACAAUAAUUGUGCAAUUAUUACUAUGGAAAUUAACUGGAAAAAUUACUUACAGAUUUCCGAUACCAGCAAAUACUAAAGCAAUAUUUACCUUGUUCAUACAGCAGAUUUUAAUUGAUUGGUGACUCCUACCAUAUGUGUACUUUGUGCAUGUACCCUAUGGUUGCUUACGUGUGCCAGCCACCACUACAGUGAACCAUGGCUGCAAUUCUCUUGUAGAAUUGAGCAACAAUUAGACUCUUGUGUUAUUCCUGUAGAUAAAUUCUGUCUGGUAGAUAAAAUAUUUUAUCAUAAUUUACAUUGUAGUGAUAGGCUUUUGCUUUUAAUGAAGUUUUAUAAUAGCAACAAGUCUCAUUCGUGUUUUUUUCAUGCAAUUAAAAUUAUUGGUAUAAUGCUUUUAAUGCUCUUGAAAUUAUUAAUAUCAAAUUUCAGUAGCUCUUCAAAACAUUUUUAAGUUAAACUUCUAUCAGUGUACUAUAUGGGGAUAAUAUUUAAAACAUUUAUGUAACCAGAAAUCAUUCUGUGUUGUUUUUACCUAGGUUAUGAUUGUUUGGUUAUGAUAAUUAUAUCUGCGUAACUGGUGAGUAGCGCACAUGCACUACUUUUCUGUACUACAUUGACAUUCCAGAUUUAUUUUAAACAAAUUGAUUUGUAUUUAUAAAGUGUCCAAAAUGAACCUUGAAUUUUUAAAACAAUUUCUAAUUUAAACAAAUAGUGGAUCACUGUGUAACCUGUUGACAGUUUGCAUAAUCGCCACAUAAACCAAACAAUUUGCAUAAAAUAUUGUGCCAUGUACUAUUGUACUUAAAACCAAGUAGUGCACCAGUGAAAUUAUGACAGUAUUUGUGUAGAACAUGAAUACUCAAAUAUGUCUGAAACUAGCAAAAUACCAUUUCCCCAUUUUUACGAAAAUGGACAAAUUAAUCUAACAAAAUAUCAGUGUAUUCAUAGGCGUACAGGCUUACAUUUUUGUAGGAGGGCAGGCUGGCUUUUGCCCGAAUUAAACAAAAAUGCCAGAAUCUCAAUAACAACAUUUAUUCAUAUUGGUAUUACUACCAAACAGCUAUAUAGGGUUGCAAACAAAUCACUACGCAUUUUUACAUGGAUUACAACUAAUUUUGAGGGUAGAAUGAUGGAAGUACAUGAAAUGGUCUCUGGUUAACACAUUUUGCCAGAAUAUCUAUAAUUUUUGCCUGAAUUUGAGGUUUUGCUCCUGCCAUAUUUCUCGUAGGCUUAUGGUUAUGUUCUAACUACAUUAAAGGAGUGUACUUAUAUACUAUUUUAAAUGAUUCUUUAUUUUACAAGUUUAUUUUAUGUUACAAAUGGAUAAUAAACUAGUCAUUUACC